UCAACGGCAUGCGAGAGCGCGGCAGGAGCGAUAGUCUGCGCGCUCGUCAUGUUGGCUAGGAGCGCGCGCCGCCGAGUUUCGUCGCCGCGAGCCCCGCAGCUGCAGCUCCGUGCGCCCAUGGCCCGGGCCUCCUCCACGUGCCGCCAACUCGGACACUAGGAGAGUGCGCCCGCGCCCGCGUCUAGCCCCGACCCCGGUGUGUCCUCGUUAUCAGCGAAGGUGCACCUCCGUGGUUUCCUCCAGGCGACAUUGGCGGCCCGUUUCGCCCGCUGAGGCCCAGUUGAGUCGAGGAGCCGAGCCUCCGAGUUCCGUCCUCCGCGUGUGCCCGACGAGGACGAGCCACUAGCAUCACGGGGGAGAGCAGUGCUUCCGUCGACUCCUCGCCACCACGACUUGGAUGGAUACCGUGCAUUAUUUCUGGAGUGCACCCACGUCGACGUCAUCCUGACCUGCCAGAGAAAUCCUCAUGAAAGACUGGGAACUCAGUACUCAGAAUAGCAUCGGCAGUGCGGUGGCUGCAGCCGACACCAUUUCUUCACCGUGGACUCCCGCAAGUUCCGGGCCGCCGCCCGACGCCAACGGCACCGGCUCGGAUACGAAAAAUCUCGACGUUGGCGACAUCAGCGAUGAUGAAAAGGACCUAUCGGCGGCGGACGCCGAGGGCGUUUGGUCGCCGGAUAUCGAGCAGAGCUUCCAGGAAGCACUCACCAUAUAUCCACCAUGCGGUCGUCGCAAAAUCAUCCUGUCCGACGAGGGAAAGAUGUACGGUCGCAAUGAACUCAUUGCUCGAUAUAUCAAGUUGAGAACAGGCAAAACGAGAACGCGAAAGCAAGUAUCUUCACACAUUCAAGUUCUUGCUAGAAGAAAAUUGCGGGAGAUCCAGGCGAAGCUUAAAGUGCAAUUCUGGCAGCCGGGCUUGCAGCCGGGCACAUCCCAGGAUGUCAAGCCCUUCCCCCAGCCGGCGUACACCGGGAAGCCGGCGACGGCCGUGUCCAGCGGAGAGAUGGUGCAGACCCAGCCGCCACCACCCUGGGAGGGCCGAGCCAUCGCCACGCACAAGCUCAGGCUUGUCGAGUUCUCCGCAUUCAUGGAACAGCAAAGAGAUCAAGAUAACUACCACAGGCACCUAUUCGUCCACAUAGGCGGCUCGGCGACCUACACCGAUCCUCUCCUCGAGGCCGUCGACGUCAGGCAGAUAUACGACAAAUUCCCGGAGAAGAAGGGCGGCCUCAAGGAGCUGUACGACAAGGGUCCGCAGGCCGCCUUCUUCCUCGUCAAAUUCUGGGCUGAUCUCAAUACCAACAUCCAGGACGAGGCCGGGGCGUUCUACGGCGUUACGAGCCAGUACGAGAGCAACGAGAACAUGACGAUAACGUGUUCGACAAAGGUCUGCUCGUUCGGCAAGCAGGUCGUCGAGAAAGUGGAGACGGAGUACGCAAGGUUCGAGAACGGAAGGUUCGUCUAUCGCAUAAGCCGUUCGCCCAUGUGCGAGUAUAUGAUCAACUUCAUUCACAAGCUGAAGCACCUGCCGGAAAAGUACAUGAUGAACAGCGUCCUCGAAAACUUUACCAUCCUGCAGGUCGUGACUAACCGGGAUACUCAAGAAACGUUACUCUGCACAGCGUACGUCUUCGAGGUCUCGACGUCUGGACACGGUGCUCAGCAUCACAUAUACAGACUAGUCAAGGAUUAGCCUUGAUAAUUCUGCUCGCCGUGCAGCCAUCCACCCCCAUCAGUGCCUAUCACAAACACUAAUCACGUACACGGGCUCGCCGCGAACGCGCUACUUGGCGUCGCCGUAACGAGCGCGAACG
Molecule: messenger RNA, 1814 nt
Organism: Ceratosolen solmsi marchali
Lineage: Eukaryota; Metazoa; Arthropoda; Insecta; Hymenoptera; Agaonidae
Gene: scalloped
Product: TEA domain transcription factor 1 homolog scalloped
Exons: 9
Coding region: 467-1693 (408 amino acids)
Biological process (GO): regulation of transcription by RNA polymerase II; embryonic organ development; hippo signaling
Cellular component (GO): transcription regulator complex
Molecular function (GO): RNA polymerase II cis-regulatory region sequence-specific DNA binding; DNA-binding transcription factor activity, RNA polymerase II-specific
Source: RefSeq, a predicted model, not a curated record